This is a messenger RNA of Vicia faba (fava bean), 705 nucleotides long. Lineage: Eukaryota; Viridiplantae; Streptophyta; Magnoliopsida; Fabales; Fabaceae. The record is from the annotation of a GenBank genome assembly.
AUGGUGAUUAUAUGUGUCUUUAAUUUUAUCACAGGUAGCUUGGGGACACAAAAUGUCAAAGUAUUGAAUUUUCAGUUUAGUCAAAAAACAGUUGGGCUUUCACAACAUUUUGGCCUAGAAGUUGGAUUAGUAGGAUGCCACUGCAGUACACUAGUUUGGUUACGUCUCUACAGACAGUCAGAAGAAGGUUCUAAAGAGAUUAAACCUUCUGGUUUGACAAGCGAACAAAUUCUCAAUUUUAAUGAGGUUAAGCUUGAAUUAAAACUUGAUGGAUUUCACCUGCGUGUAAUGAGGGGUUUGACUGAAAAUACUAAAACCCUUCCUCCUCCAAUUCCUGCUCCAGAAAGUAUAAAUUCUAUCGUCGAAGCACCUGUUUCUACAUCGUCAUCAUCGGCCAUCUUUAAGCCAACACCUUCUUCAUUGUCUAUCCAGGGAUUCCUAGACAAAGUUGCAGAUGAAGGGUUGGUGAUAAUUCAAUCUCCAACGGUGGGCUUCUUCAGAAGAUCUCGAACCAUAAAGGGAAAACGUACUCCUCGUAGAUGUGAAGAGAUGCAAAUGAUUGAGGAGGGACAAGUGAUAUGUUACCUUGAACAGCUUGGUGGAGAUCUGCCAUUUGAGUCUGAUGUCUUUGGGGAGGUCAUCAGGAUUUUAAGAAAGGAUGGUGCAGUUUUGCCGUCAUUUCCCAGAAUAAAGAAGCUUCAAUAG